UACAACAUCAACGCCUGGCUUGCUGCAAGACCACUGUCCGAUCUGCCGCUGCGAGGAGUAUUCAGCACUUUGGCCGGGCUGACUCCGCGAUGGAAGCUCUACCAACCCUGCAACGAUGCUUCACACUUUCGCGGCCAACUCGAUGCGUCCUCUCUCCGUCGACUUCCACCUUUCGAGCCAUUAGACCAACCCUCUCCCUCUCCUCACGGAGAAGAAGUUUCACGACCUCUUCUUGUUUCUCUGAAGAGCAGCCUCCCAAAUCCUCACCGCCGCCGCCCAAUUCCAACUCAAUAUGGCGUAACCUUGUCUCAGAGAUGCGAACACUACCUCCGAAAGAUGGUCAAUCCGCCAGCCGCUCGAUGCAGGCUUUGCGAGGCCAAAGAUCGCGAUCGCCGUCCCAGGCCCAGAUAUUAGAGAGCGUGAACGCGACUGUCAUGGGAAGGCCCGUUGACCAGAACAAGAUGGAGGAAGAGCUUAGGGGGGGCAGCGGGUCCUCGGUAGCCUUGCGAUUGAAGCCCACUCUUGGACGCACUGUAGAUAACGUGUUCGGCGAGCCCGCGAGAGGGUUUCGCACGCUCGAGCGGAAGUGCGCAGAGAAUCGAGUCAGGGCGGACGCAAGAACUCAGGAGAAACAUGUGCGGAAGGGUCAGCGGAGGAAGGACAUCAGAGCGUUGAGGUGGAGGAAGCUGUUCAAAGAAGGGUUCAUUGCCGAGUGCGACAGGGUCAGGAGGAUGAGGAAGCAGGGUUGGUAGAAGUUCCGCAUAGAAUACAGCAGUCGCUAAAUUACGGAUGGAAAAUGUACCAUGGCGGAGGUUCAGUAUUCUUCGAGGAGAGCAGUGUACAAAAGCGAAGCGAUCAGGUACGUAGAUCUGUCUUAUGAUCAUGAAGGCAUCGUGAAUGCGUUCAUCUUGGCCAGUACCUACGUGGCUGGUGGAAAGGUCAUCUCGACCAUGGUCCUCCUACCUGAAGGCGUCUUCGAUUCGAGCGGCAUACACGCUGCUCACCUCCACAAACCCUGCUGGAACACGUCAAUGCUGUGGUCAAUUUGACUGGAAAUGGACCUGUCGACUGAGAAACUGUUGUCUUUGACUGCAUGGCCCUAUGAGCGAGCUACUCUGGUUGACUGAAUCAUUUCCAGCUCAUGCUCCGUGUUCCAAUACCUGCAGCUGGCAAUUCGAAUGAAGCGCGAUGGCCUCUUCCUAUCCAAUGCUCUCACAUUUCGCAACGCCUGUCU
This is a messenger RNA of Exophiala xenobiotica, 1234 nucleotides long. RefSeq lists its product as uncharacterized. NCBI's taxonomy places the organism in Eukaryota, Fungi, Ascomycota, Eurotiomycetes, Chaetothyriales, Herpotrichiellaceae. The transcript has a single exon. Gene Ontology annotation, cellular component: ribosome; mitochondrial small ribosomal subunit. Gene Ontology annotation, molecular function: structural constituent of ribosome. Bases 90 to 752 code for a protein of 220 amino acids. Gene Ontology annotation, biological process: translation; mitochondrial translational initiation. The record is from RefSeq and is a predicted model, not a curated record.